UGAGCAUCCGGAUCUUCCUCCGUUGAGUGUUGACCAUCAUCUCUGCUGAGAAAUGGCGUUCAGAGCUCUCGGAUCAGCCCUUGCGCGGCACGUGUCGCGGACGAACGCAGCCUCCACGGCAUGGCGACCAUCCGUCGUUGCGGCGUCGCACAAGGCGUCGGCCAACCAGGCAAUGUGGAGAUCGUUCGCCGCGGAGCCCGGGUACCUCGACAAGGAAGACGUGACGGGGCGCGUACUCGAGGUCGUCCGCAAGUUCGAAAAGGUGCAACCUGAGAAAGUGAGCGCGGCAUCGCACUUCGUUAACGAUCUCGGGCUGGACAGCCUGGACACGGUCGAGCUGGUUAUGGCGUUCGAGGACGAGUUUGCGAUCGAGAUUCCAGACGCGGACGCAGAGAAGAUUCUGUCUUGCGGAGAUGCCGUCGAGUACUUGGCUAGCAAUACGCACGCCAAGUAGAAGAAUCGAUCUGUAGGUGCCAGUGUUCGUGGCCGGUCGUGGCUGGUAAGGGGAUUGUGGUUGGUGUGGCGUAGGGAAGGGAAAUGCUUGCACUGUGUUUAGAAACACACAGAGCCAUGUGCCUGGCGAAUAGGUAUCAUGGAUUGUAAAUGAGGUUUUGUCCUUCCGAUCGGCGUUUGUACGUUGAAAGCGCGUGUGGAUAAGGAAAGUACGGAAUUGAGUCGAAACAAGUUUAGUUGAACCGCAUAUAUUUAGGUGAGACUAAAACGGUUAUAAUGCGACAAAAAGAAA
Molecule: messenger RNA, 745 nt
Organism: Chondrus crispus (carragheen)
Lineage: Eukaryota; Rhodophyta; Florideophyceae; Gigartinales; Gigartinaceae
Product: Acyl carrier protein
Exons: 4
Coding region: 53-454 (133 amino acids)
Biological process (GO): fatty acid biosynthetic process
Cellular component (GO): mitochondrion
Molecular function (GO): acyl binding; acyl carrier activity
Source: RefSeq, a predicted model, not a curated record